CGACGACUCUCGCCUCAACCAUUGGUAAACAUCACCCCAGGAAAACCUUCAGAGUUUAGUAGACAGACAGUAUUUUACAGGAGAGGCGUGUGAUAUGCUGUAGCAGGUACUUCAAGUCGCACAGGAAUCAUCUUCAGCAAGAUGUCUAUAUCAGCCAUAUACAUCCUUGAUGUUAAGGGCAAGGUGUUGAUAUCCCGGAACUACAGAGGGGAUGUCGACAUGGGAGUCAUCGAGAAGUUUAUGCCAAUGGUGCUGGAGAGGGAAGAUGAUGGCAACAUGGCUCCCAUCAUACAGACCCAGGAGGCAACCUUUUGCUUUGUUAAAGUAAGCAACCUGUAUGUUGUCUCGGCCACUCGGAUAAAUGCAAAUGUGACGUUGGUGUUCGCUUUCUUACACAAACUUGUAACAGUUGCCCAAGAAUACUUCAAGGAGCUGGAGGAGGAGAGCAUCAGGGACAACUUUGUUAUUAUAUAUGAGUUGCUGGAUGAGCUGUUGGAUUUUGGUUACCCACAAACCACCGAUGGAAAGAUCCUUCAGGAAUACAUCACUCAAGAGGGCCACAAACUAGAAAUUGCUCCUCGACCCCCCAUCGCUGUGACCAAUGCUGUGUCGUGGCGCUCAGAGGGCAUCAAGUACCGCAAGAAUGAAGUCUUUCUGGACGUUAUUGAGGGUGUUAACCUUUUAGCAAAUUCAAAUGGUAAUGUUCUUCGUAGUGAAAUUGUAGGGAGUAUCAAGAUGCGUGUGUAUCUCUCGGGGAUGCCAGAGCUGAGGUUAGGGUUGAACGAUAAAGUGUUGUUUGAGUCGACUGGCCGAGGCAAGAGCAAGAGCGUAGAAUUGGAGGAUGUCAAGUUCCACCAGUGUGUCAGACUCUCAAGGUUUGAGAAUGACCGAACCAUCUCCUUUAUUCCCCCCGAUGGCGAGUUUGAGCUCAUGUCCUACCGUCUCAACACACACGUGAAACCACUAAUCUGGAUUGAGUCUGUGAUAGAGCGCCACGCCCACAGCAGAGUGGAGUAUAUGGUCAAAGCCAAGUCCCAGUUCAAGAGACGGUCAACAGCCAACAACGUAGAGAUCAUUAUUCCGGUGCCCAAUGACGCAGACUCUCCCAAAUUCAAGACAUCUAUCGGGUCUGUCAAGUACACCCCCGAGAAGAACUGUGUGGUGUGGACAAUUAAGUCUUUCCCCGGUGGCAAGGAGUACCUGAUGCGGGCUCACUUUGGGUUACCCAGCGUAGAAGGAGAGGACGUGGAGGGUAAGCCACCCAUACAGGUCCGCUUUGAAAUACCAUAUUUCACUACUUCAGGAAUCCAGGUGAGAUAUCUGAAGAUUAUUGAAAAGUCUGGGUAUCAAGCACUUCCCUGGGUACGAUACAUCACCCAGAACGGUGACUACCAGUUGAGGACGCACUAAGCUUCUACAACAGAUUAUUGACAACUUUUGCCAGCUGACAAAAUUAACAACAUCCAGACAACCAGGAUAAGAAGUCACUGCUGCAUGACCCUCACUGUCUCACCUUCCCUGUCAUACUGAAGCCUCAUAUUGUGUCCACCACUUCCUGGACUAUCUUAAAGAAGUCACAGUUUUAAAUCCAAAAGAAUCGGCAUCUUGAUUUCUUUCGUGUGAUAAUGAAAAAUAAUCUCGACUCAUCUGAUACUUUGUCAACAUGUUGCUCGUAGCUCGUGAUGACUUGAACUGUAACACUUUAGUAACUUCAUACGUCCAUUCUCUCAUCUCCUCCUCCUCCAUGAAACAUCAUUAAUCGUGGUAUUUUACUUUGCCUAUAAUUUUCUUCAUCUGACGGACUAAUCUUUCCACGGCACUUAUACUUUCAAGAGACACCAGACAUUUGAGGUAUUGUACCAUUAGAUUUUAUCAUGAUUGAAUUUUUAUUUGUCCUAGGUUGAUAAAGGAAGCUUCCUGGGGCUGCAAGUUGUUCAGGUCAUGUACUGUACUGGGUCAACUCAGCUGUGGGUUUAUGACUCAAUAUUGGCUCAUUUUAUAGUGAUAAUUAAAAUGACUACUUUUUAUAAGAAACUUGAAUACAGAUUAUAUAUUUAUCAAACUAUAUUUUUCCUGUCUCUUGGCAUGUGUACUGUUGGGUAAGUUUUUGCAGUUGAGUUGACCUUUUGAAUUACCGGCCGGUUAUUAUGCCAUUUGAGAAAAACUUGGUGAAAUAUUUGAUAUGCGGGUCAUUGUUCUCACCUGAUAUUAGCAAGUUGUUAAUGAGUAUCUUAAUUUCUAUACAAAGAAACGUGCAGUGUUAGCAUUUCUUAGCAUAGACAGAAACUGUGUUACAUUCCAGUUAGUGUAAUGGAUCAUUUCUUAUUUGAGAUGUUAAAGAAAAUUCAUAAGAUACAUUUUAUGAUUAAUUACAUCUUGAUGAUGUGUUUGUUCAUGUGCUGGACAGUAAGGUGUUUUAUAUUAUUUUCCUCUGUAUUACCUUGAACUUUGAGGAAAUAUUUACUAUGUUCAAGAAAUGUUUCAGGUUUACAUAAUGAAUAGCAUGGACAGCUUCCCUUCAAAUGAAAAUGAAAAAUUCACCAACUUCACCCAAAGGUUAAUAUACAUAAUUUUUCACUGUAUAUUGUCUUUGGUUAUUAUAUUUAUAUAUUUAUAUAUAUAUAUAUAUAUAUAUAUAUACUGUAUAUAUAUAUAUAUAUAUAUAUAUAUAUAUAUAUAUAUAUAUAUAUAUAUAUAUAUAUAUAUAUAUAUAUAUAUGCCUUUAUUUAUAUAUUUAUGAGCUCUUGAUAUGAGACCUGAGUAGAAAUUGGAGAGCAUAGCCACAGGGUCGAUCAGUUGUACCACCAAUAUGAUCUCUAUUGUGGGUUUUGUUAUGGAACAUAUAGGUGGCACCAUUAGAGCUCCCGUUAAUCCCCUGUUCAUGCUUCUGACAAUUUUCCAUCCGAGAUGAAUUUCAUUUUCAUUUUUUUAAAGGACAUUGAAAUGCUGUCCACGUGUAUUAGCAACGAAUUUAUGUAUGAUUCACGUAGGUAUUUUAACAUUUUGUGUAGUAAUUGUUGUAUAUAUGAUAAUGAAUUCUUUGUUUUAAUGACUGGGGGAUGUUUAGGAUUGGAUUUCAUUUCUUGUAGAGCUUUUUGCUAGUUGUGAUGAAGGUUAGUGCAGGAUGCUUGUGUAUUAUGUAUGUAAAUUUUUGCCAACGAUAUAUUUUGCCUCUAGGAGUUGCCGCCUCAUUACGUCUUUGCUAUUUAUCUACAUUAGAGUUUUUGUUAAAUUAUUCUUCACUUGGUUUUGUGCCGAGAGACAUCUGCUAAUAUUGCUUACUUGAAUUGGUUUUGCAAAAUUGUUCAUUGUUAAUAUUUGACCAUCAAUAAAUCAAGACUUUGA
This is a messenger RNA of Homarus americanus (American lobster), 3345 nucleotides long. RefSeq names its product AP-1 complex subunit mu-1-like (gene AP-1mu). Gene Ontology annotation, molecular function: clathrin-cargo adaptor activity. Gene Ontology annotation, biological process: intracellular protein transport; vesicle-mediated transport. Gene Ontology annotation, cellular component: clathrin-coated vesicle; clathrin adaptor complex. The transcript has 11 exons. The coding region runs from base 142 to 1410 and encodes 422 amino acids. NCBI's taxonomy places the organism in Eukaryota, Metazoa, Arthropoda, Malacostraca, Decapoda, Nephropidae. The record is from RefSeq and is a predicted model, not a curated record.